Guillardia theta CCMP2712 is the source of this 4563-nucleotide messenger RNA. RefSeq lists its product as hypothetical. NCBI's taxonomy places the organism in Eukaryota, Cryptophyceae, Pyrenomonadales, Geminigeraceae. The coding region runs from base 1 to 4563 and encodes 1520 amino acids. Gene Ontology annotation, molecular function: calcium ion binding. The record is from RefSeq and is a predicted model, not a curated record. Gene Ontology annotation, cellular component: cell surface. Gene Ontology annotation, biological process: signal transduction. The transcript is spliced from 35 exons.
AUGGCUAGAUUUUCAUCUUCAUACCUUAUUCUUGCAAUUAUCAGUUCCAUCAUUCUUACAGCUUCUAGUUCGAAGCCUAACAAGCGCGGACCCCAAACAUUCAAAUGUGCUAUUUGUGUCACGCUUGUUCAAGAAUUGGAACGGGAACUAGAAAAGUCAGUGAACUCGACAGAAGUGAUUGAAUUGGCAAGGAGACCUGCUGCUGACAAAGGUAAAUCACAGGGCGGAAGAGCAAUACGGUAUGUGGACUCAGAGAUGAGGAUAACUGACGCCUUGCAAGCCGCAUGCCAUUCGUUUCGGAACUAUCGCAGCAGUGUCAUUGGCGACUAUGUGCGGCUCCUUCUGAUUCGGCACAAUGGCAUCCGGCCAGCUGAUCAUGAUCUGGAAGGUAUCGAUGUGGAUUCAGGAUCCAAACUGCAAUCCAUGUGCGAAGAUUUUACAGAGGAAUGGGAAAGAUUGUUUGUCAAGACUGUCAAGGCUGGUUUGCCGCUUAUUGAGAAUGUUUGUUAUGGUUCAAAGUCCUCGGUAUGUGGGGCCAAAAGAUCAGAAUGUCCAGCUGGCACUUCCAGUCUCAUUCCGGAUGAAAAUGAAAUUAGCGGCAAAGAGCCUUGUUGGCCCUGCGAAAGAGGCAAAUAUCAGUCACAGAAAGGUUCGACCAAGUGCGACAAAUGUCCGUCUGGUCUGAGCACCGUCGGCAGAGGAUCGACAUCUCCUGCAGACUGUGUUGCAAACUGCAAGCCAGGAUCCUACGGGCGCGAGGGGGUAGAACCUUGCUCCCUCUGCUCAAGAGGCACCUACCAGCCCUCCUCCGGCUCGGAGACUUGCCUUUCUUGUCCUGGUGGGAACGGAACGAUCAGCAUCGGAAGCGCGUCGAGAGAAGAUUGUCUGGCAAUCUGUGGGGAUGCUCGACACGCAGACGUCGAAGGCUGCGAAGAUGGAAAUCUCAAGAACGGGGAUGGUUGUUCCGCCAGCUGUCAGGUCGAACCUGGUUACGUAUGUAACACGAACGAUGGCGAUGGAUGCUCUUCAGAGUGCCAAGUAGAGACUGGACAUCUAUCAGCGCAUGUUGCUGCUCUCUGGAGAGAUUUUGCCGGCGCUCAUUCGUAUGAGAAGUUGUUGGAGAGGAUGCUCGAACGCUAUGGCAUGCCGUUGGAUCAGAAGGCAACGGAGCAGCAGCUCGAGUCGCUGGGCUGUUACACUGCCAAGCAAUGCGCGGAGAUGAUCGUGGAGAAGGUGUACGUGCGCAAAGCACUGAAUGAAGUCUGCAAGAACCUCUCUGGACCUGCGGCAGUUCCGAACGAAAGGGGAGGGUGUCGUUGCAUGCAGGAACAGCACACCGAAUGGAGAAAGUCAUGGUUGACCUUAUCGCAGAACUACACCAUGGAUGAGAGACAAGUCUGCCAGCCUGUUUCGUCGCUCAUCUCUCCUGGGAAGCAGAGUGAGAAGUACAGCGAGCGGUUCAGGUCCAUCUUCAUGCUUCAGCACGCCGUCUGCAGGAUGCGCUAUGGGGAAAUGGGAAGGUGGCGGCAGAGAUCGCCGCAUGACUUCCAGGGGAUGUGCGACUGCGAGGACGGUCACUUUCUGAAUGGAAGCAUGUGUGUCCGAAACCUUGCAGAUGUCAUGGAGGAGAGGAGAGGGAAGCAGGAGAACGAGGGGAAAGGAGAGGGGGUGUUGGAGCACGUUUCCUCAAAGGAGCACGAGCUUCAAGCGAGGAAAAUUCUCGAUGGGAUGAUAGAUAGCAACGGGGAAUGUCUGAAAGUUUUCGGCAAGCGCUAUGAAGCGGAUGGAAAGGAAAGAUGGGAGGAUGCAAGUGUCAAGCAGGACAAGUUGUGCUCCAAGGCGUUCGGUGAAAAUGUGGAGUUCGACGGAAACAAUCACUGUCGCUGCAUGAGGGGUUUCGUCCUCAUCGACAACUCGUGCGUCAUGGGCUCAAGCUCAGCAUGCGCUUCACUGGGUCUCGGUGUGCACUCAAGAUUUGACGGACAGAAUUGCGUGUGCAACCAUGGAUACAUGAUGAACGCAGAAGGCGUUUGUGAGCCCGGGAAGAAUGAGCUGUGUGAAAGCAUGCACGGGCUUGCAGAGUACGAUGGAAACCAGGCUUGUAUCUGCAAGCGAGGAAGCCUUGCAGUGAGGGGGGAGGAAGGAACGAUGUGCGUGGUCGGCAAUAAUUCUAUCUGCGUCUCAGAGUACGGAGAUCAGGCCGAGUACAACCGUUUCACUGGAACUUGUGAGUGCAAGAGUGGAUUCUCGCUGAUCAACGACAAGUGUUCUGCGACAAACGAUGCUGUUUGUCAGCUACUUCAUGGCAAAAAUACCAAGUUUGACGGCAACAACAACUGCAAAUGUGCGCGAGGCUACAUUCUUGACGCUGCCGAGAAAUGUAAGCGAGGCUUCACCGACAUCGGAGGAACCUGUCUCGAAGCUUCAGACAAUGUUUGUAGAGAGAAUUACGGUGAUCACCCAAGUAUCUGGAAGAAGUUGCUGAUGAUCAGCAUGAUUUUGACGAAGUUGUUCUUGAUGAUGGUAGUUGCGAUUAUGGUGGGCAAAUGCGUUCGAUCCAACGAUCUUGUCUGUCAGACAAUCAUGUCAGGAGAAGUAGAGUUCGAUGGGCAAGAUGCAUGCAGAUGCAGGAGAGGAUUUCUUGCCCAGGGAUCGGCGGGAAAUAUGGAAUGUAUCAAAGGAGACGAUGAGAUUUGCAUGAGGCGGCUGGGAGAGGGCGGCAUGUUCGACGGGGAGAGGAACUGCGUGUGCGGACUAGGCCUGGUGGAGGAGGAAGGAAGAUGCGUGCCUGGGUCGGACGAGACUUGCAGGAGGAUCUUAGGCGAACAGGCUGUGUUCGAUGGCGUGCGAACAUGCAGGUGCAGGCGAGGUUUCACUCAGGACAUCAACGGCACCUGCACUGAGGGAUCGGACGAAGGAUGCAGAACGAGGCGAGGCCCGUCUUCCCUCUUCGAUCGCAUCAACAACUGUACGUGCGCUGAGGGAUACAAAGAGGACUCCUCCGGGUACUGCGUCGACAAAAGCAGCAAAUCUGGAGAAAGCAAUUUGGUCUCUCCUCUCUCAGGAGGAUUUCAUGACCUCAUGGAGGUGAAGAAGUACUUCGAUCUUCUCGACUCGGACAAGAACGCACUCUUGGACGACCAGGAGGUCUUGAAGCGCUCCAUCAGCAUCGACUUCCAACGGUUUGGAGUUGCUGCGGGGGAAGGAGAGGAGGGAAGGAGAGCACUACUGAAGCACGACCUCGACCAUGACAACUACAUUGACUUCUCCGAGUUCUGGAACUUCUUCUCCGGCAGAUCCAUGGUGGGCGGGACGAUGGCGGACACGGAGCAUGCGAUGGGAGGUGAAGCGUCGGGGCUGUCUGAGAGAGCGGGGGAAGAGGAUGGAGCCUCUGACAAGGAAAGGUUCGAAAAGGCGUGUAAGUCGCAGUUCGGAGAAGCAGCAAUGUGGGACGGCGAGGAAAGUUGUGUCUGCAAGGAAGGAUACGUGGCGACAAAGGAAGGAUGCUUGCCGAGCCUGGACACUCAGUGUCAGCAGCAGUUUGGCGAGGGAGCUUUCUUCGACGGAGAGAUGUGCGACUGCAGCGAGGGGUACAAGCUGUCGAGGGAUAAGACGAGAUGCGUGCCAAGACGACAGAAGAAGGAGAAGAAGGAGAAGAAGCAAGAGAUCAGUGACGAGGACAGAGAGGCGGCGAGGCGACGAGUCUCUGCUGACAUGAAAGCUGCGAGAGAUGAGGCGGACAAGAUCAAAGCGUCUGAGAUGUCAAGCACGGCCAAGAUGUUUGACAGGGCUGAAGGAUACGUGACGGUGGUAAAAGCUGAGAUGGAGAGAGAGAGGAGGAGAAUGGAGGAAGCAGUUGCCUCCCCUGGAGAUCUCAAUGCAAGCGCGUCUUCCAACACUUCUCAUGAUCCUGCGCGCAACGACACUAGUUCGUCGACGAACGAGAGUCGCCUUGCGAAGAUGGAGGAAAGAAGGAAGAAAAGAGAGGCGGAGAAGAGGUGGAAGAAGUUCUUCGAGGAGGACGCCAUGUCGGCCAUCCAGAUCAUGAGCAAGGCAAAGGAAGCGGAGACUGCCGUCGAGAAGCUGCGGAGGAACCUGACGGGGCCCGAAGACGCCAGCGCCUCAUCUCAGGACGAGGUUGCUCCUCCUCCCCCCGAAUCUUCCCAACCAGAGAAGCCGCCGCCGCUGAGCCAGGAGGCGUUUGAGGAGCAGCUCGCCAAGCUCAAGAACAAGGUCGGCCAGACUGCCAACUCAACCGCCAACACCACUUCCACCUCCUCCUCUACCACCACCACCACCGCCAGCAGCAGCAGCAGCAGCACCACCACCACCACCACCACCACCACCACCAGCCCAACUACUGCUGUAAAUGAGCAGCUCUCUCCUACUGGCGAGUCGAGCCAGGCAGAAGCUCAGCUGAACGAGUCCGCAACUCCGGGGCAGCAGUUCUGCUGGAAGCUGAUGGGCCCGCACUCCGUCUUUGACGAGGGGACGUCGGGUUGUAUUUGUGCUGCCGGGUAUCGCGAGAACGAGCAGGGGGAGUGCAGCAAGGUCGAAGGUUGA